Physeter macrocephalus (sperm whale) is the source of this 1108-nucleotide messenger RNA. Its product is annotated as L-lactate dehydrogenase A-like 6B. The record is from RefSeq and is a predicted model, not a curated record. Gene Ontology annotation, molecular function: L-lactate dehydrogenase (NAD+) activity. The transcript has 2 exons. Gene Ontology annotation, biological process: pyruvate metabolic process; lactate metabolic process. Lineage: Eukaryota; Metazoa; Chordata; Mammalia; Artiodactyla; Physeteridae. Bases 37 to 1008 code for a protein of 323 amino acids.
CCUGUCUCUCUUCCUUCACCUCUCGAGUGAGUAGCCAUGAGCUGGGCUGUGGGAAUGCUGCGGGCCAGCCAGAGACUGGGCGCUGUGAGAGCGAAUUGCCUGUGCCCGGGAAUGGUGCUGAGUCCCCGCCAGCCGGCAGGCAUCGCCCGCAGGGGCGCCUGGCCCAUCGCCCCCGCGUCCAAGAUGGCUACGGUCAAGUGUGAGCUUAUGAAGAAUUUCCCCUCAGAGGAGCCCGUUUGUUGCAAUAAGAUCUCCAUUGUAGGAACUGGAUCGGUUGGCAUGGCCUGUGCUAUCAGCAUCCUGUUAAAAGGCUUGAGUGACGAACUUGCCUUGGUGGAUGUUGAUGGAGGCAGACUGAAGGGUGAGACAGUGGAUCUUCAGCAUGGCAGCCCUUUCGUGAAAAUGCCCAAUAUUAUUUCCAGCAAAGUGGAUAUCUUAACUUACGUAGCCUGGAAGUUGAGUGAAUUUCCCCAAAACCGUAUUAUUGGAAGUGGUUGUAAUCUGGACACUGCCCGUUUCCGUUUCUUGAUCGGGCAGAGGCUUGGUAUCCAUUCUGAAAGCUGUCAUGGGUGGAUCCUUGGAGAGCAUGGAGACUCAAGUGUUCCUGUGUGGAGUGGAGUGAACAUCGCUGGUGUCCCUCUGAAGGAUCUGAACGUAGAUAUAGGAACUGAUCAAGAUCCUGAGCAGUGGAAAAAUGUGCACAAAGAUGUGGUUGCUAGUGCCUAUGAGAUUAUUAAAAUGAAAGGUUAUACUUCUUGGGCCAUUGGCCUGUCUGUAGCUGACUUAACAGAAAGUAUUGUGAAGAAUCUUAGGAGAGUGCAUCCAGUUUCCACCAGAAUUAAGGGUCUCUAUGGAAUAAAUGAAGAAGUAUUCCUCAGUGUUCCUUGUAUCCUGGGAGGGAGUGGUAUUACCGACCUUAUAAAAGUAAAGUUGGCCCCUGAAGAAGAGGCCCAUCUGCAGAAGAGUGCAAAAACAAUCUGGGAAAUUCAAAAGGAGCUUAAGUUUUAAAGUUGUUUAAAACUACCAUUCUGAAGUUAUUGAAGAAAAGAGAGUAGUUAUGGAGUUGUGUAUGUCCAGUUUUCGAAUGAACUUGAAUUCCUAAAAGUUG